AAGGGUAUGGUUUUUCUGGCUUUUUGAAGUUCAGUUAUUAGCCCUAUUUAUAUUGGUUAUCUGCUUGGAGUUUGUUUUUUGGUGGGAUUAUUGAGAUUUGGAAUUUGAGUAUUUGAGUACCCAUUUUAGGGGGUUUUGGAACAGUUGAGUAUAUGUGAAUAGUAUUUAAAGAAUUGCUUGAGCUUUCUUAUUGUUUUGGUUAGUUUGGUUUGAAGCAUAGAUACAUGGAUAACUCGAAUAUGUCAAAAAAUAGGCCGAAUGAGUACCUGGGUGUGAACAAGAUUGGGAAAAACAUACGAAAGAGUCCAUUGCACCAACCUAAUUUUGUUAAUAAUAGUGCUAAUAACAAUAAUAACCCAGCAAGGCAGCAACCACAACCCCAGGUGUAUAAUAUUAGCAAGAGUGAUUUCAGGAGCAUUGUUCAGCAGUUGACGGGUUCCCCUUCACGGCAAGAUCCUUUGCCAAGACCGCCUAAUAAUCCCCCUAAGCACCCAAGUAUGCGGCUUCAACGCAUUAGACCUCCCCCGUUAACUCCUAUCAAUCGCCCUCCAAUGCCUCCUGUGGUUGCAGCUCCAGCUCCUAUGCAAAUGCAACCCCCGCCACAGGGACCUCCUAUGCCUCAAGUUCCUUUCAAUAAUAGACCACCGCCUCAUUUUGGACAGCGAUCUCCUAGAGGGAUGCAGUCAUUUGCUCCUGGUGAUGGAGCUUGGACAAAUCCAGCACUCUCUCCUAUAUCGGCCUAUAUGCAGCAACUGCAAAGUUGCAUUGGUGAUGGAGGUUUUAGGCCAAAUCAGAUGCAACAGCAACCACAAAUGCCAGGACAGUUUCAAGCUCAAUAUCAGAUGCAGCCACAAGCUCCUGGACAGUUUCAAGCUCAACCUCAGAGGCAGCCACAAGUUCCUGGACAUUUUCAAACUCAACCUCAACCUCCUGCGCAUCAACAAAUUCCUGGGCAAGUCCAGGCACAACCACCUUCUCCUGGCUUGCUUCCUAACCCGAACAUGCCACCAUUGCCUUCACCAGGAACAAACGGUCCUGCCCUUUUGCCGUCGCCAACUUCCCAGUUCUUGUUACCUUCACCAAGUUUCUUUAACAUGUUGUCUCCAACAUCUAGGUCACCGUAUCCUCUCCUUUCACCUGGAAGUCAGUUUCCACCUCCACUGAGUCCAAAUUUUGCAUUUUCACCGAUGGGCCAAUCUGGGAUUUUGGGUCCAGGCCCUCAGCCACCACUUUCUCCAGGAUAUGUAUUUCCUCCAUCACCUUCUGGUCUUUUUCCCAUCUCAAGCCCAAGAUGGAGGGAUCCUAGUUUCUAGAACCAGUGAAUGAUUUGUCAGUUGGCUGCAGCAUGAGUUGUUAGGAUGCAGGCACAUAUCCUUCUUUGUGGGAUUUAUUUGUUUGUUGUACGUGAGACAACCUGUACAAUCUGAUCUUAGUUGUUCAGUGGAGAUUAUAGCUUUUCCAUAGCCCUUUGUCCAUACUGAUUAUUAUGAACUUAAGAGAAGUGGGAUAUCUGCUGCAAGAUGUUUCUCUGGCAAAAAGCCUUCUUCGUGGUUGCUCUGGUCUCAUCAAGCAAAUACCAGCAAUAUUGGCCGAGGAAGAUGAAAGAGUACCACGAUGUCAAGCAGUUAUUACAACCACUCAAGACUAUACUAUGUAAGCAAUCUAGUCAACAGCUUAGCAUACCUUCAUUGUUCUUUGGUUUCUUUUAGUGGGUGACCUGUUUUUAAUAUCCAUAUCAUGUAGAACAAUAAGCAAUUUCAGAUUUUUGCCAGUUGCCUAGGCAUCAUGGUGUCUUUGCUUCUGUAUAGCUAAUUCAAUGUCCAUAGAAUCUAAUAUGAAUGUUUUUUUGGGAGUCCAUUCCCUGAUAUUGUGUUUGAAAUAAAAAAUAAGCAAACUUAUUUUCUUA
Molecule: messenger RNA, 1906 nt
Organism: Beta vulgaris subsp. vulgaris (sugar beet)
Lineage: Eukaryota; Viridiplantae; Streptophyta; Magnoliopsida; Caryophyllales; Amaranthaceae
Product: protein HAIKU1
Exons: 1
Coding region: 225-1313 (362 amino acids)
Source: RefSeq, a predicted model, not a curated record